Messenger RNA from Haliotis rufescens (red abalone), 2613 nucleotides. RefSeq names its product serine/threonine-protein kinase 40-like. Gene Ontology annotation, biological process: protein phosphorylation. Lineage: Eukaryota; Metazoa; Mollusca; Gastropoda; Lepetellida; Haliotidae. Gene Ontology annotation, molecular function: ATP binding; protein kinase activity. The record is from RefSeq and is a predicted model, not a curated record. The transcript is spliced from 10 exons. The coding region runs from base 194 to 1582 and encodes 462 amino acids.
CGCUUCCGGUAGAAAAGGGGGCACCUGUCAUGGAUGUAAACAUGAGUACUUCUCGAGAUCUUUAACAGCUGCUGACCGUGGAUCUUGCUUCUCAGAUCACGUGUGCCUCUUUGAUUGUAUCUGUUAGAUGUGUUAUGGUGAAGAUGACUGCUAGACAUCCAACCUGACUAAAUGGUUGCCAGCUACUGACACAAUGAAGAGAGGGCCAAGUCCCUCCUCCAGUGAUGCCACCUCACCAGGAAGUUGUGGCCCCGCCCCAAAGAUCCCCCGCACUGGUUCAUCUGUCACUAGACAAUGGUUCCGUCAUCCUCCGAGCGGGCGUGGCGCCAGCAGGGGUCCAGAUCUGGGGAAGGGUGCUUCAAGCUUCGUCAAGCCAGGCACCAAGACAGCAGGACCCUACAUGCUAGGUCCACGACUUGGGUCAUCACCCGUACGGAGCAUCGUCCAAUGCCUGGCCAGGAAGGAAGACACAGACGAGUUCUACACCAUCAAGAUCCUGACGAUGGAGGACCCUGAGAAGGAGAGCCAGGACGACCGCCAGGGGAAGAUGUUGAUGCACACGGAGUACUCGCUGUUGUCCCUGCUGCACCAGCAAGAUGGCGUUGUCCACCACCACGGGCUCUUCAAGGAUGAGUGUCUGGAGGAGACCCAGUCUGUAGACAACAACGGCCUGGUGGAGUACACUGGGCGCCGCCGGAAGCGUCUGUGUCUGGUCCUCGACUGUCUGAUCCCUCACGACUUCAGCACCAUGACAGCGGACCUCAUCAACCUCCAGCACUACGUCAUCAAGGAGAAGAAGCUCUCCGAGAAGGAAGCCAUCGUCAUCUUCUACGACAUUGUGCGUGUGGUUGACAGUCUGCAUAAGAAGAACAUCGUUCACCGAGACCUGAAGCUGGGCAACAUGAUGCUCAACAUGCGGACUCGUCGCAUCACCAUCACCAACUUCUGUCUCGGCAAACACCUGGUGUCGGAGAGUGACCUCCUGCGUGAUCAGCGAGGCAGCCCCGCCUACAUCAGCCCUGAUGUCCUCAGUGGCAAGCCCUACCUGGGCAAACCAAGCGACAUGUGGGCUCUCGGUGUGGUGCUGUUCACCAUGUUGUAUGGCCAGUUCCCCUUCUACGACAGUCUGCCCACGGAACUCUUCAGGAAAAUCAAGUCUGCAGAGUACAGCAUACCCAAUGAUGGGCGGGUGAGCAAGGCAACAGUGCUUGUGAUCCAGAGACUGCUGGUGCUUGAACCACAGACUCGGAUGACUGCCGGUCAAGUCCUGGAUGACCUCGGGACAAUCAUUGCCACAUGGAGAGCCCUGUCUGUCACUGGACCAAAUCAACAAGUGCCAGAGAACCCACCCUCCAAGCCGGACCACCCUCCUGCCCUGCCAGUCCUGACCCAACCAAGUGACCUGGAGGUGAAGCUGCACCAGCUACAGUCCGACUCCCAGAAUGAGGCCAAGGCUCAGAAAGUUCACGUUGUGAGGAAAAGGCCAACUAAUGCUCAACCCACAGUGAGGAGAGUGAAUGUUGAUGCCAUGCCGUUAACAGCAGACGAACUCCGUGCUCACCAACACCUUCUGCCAAAAUGACACAAGUAGGUGUCUGUGGUCACUUCAGUCUCUGUCAGAUUUCAGUACUAUGAGGUAUUUAGUGUGGGAAAUGUAGUUGAAUGCAGAUUUGGUGUUAUUCCAUAUCAGUUCAUUACUGAUCAUGCUUGUCUAUGAGGGCAGUGUUCCCGCUGGCUUUUGAAACUGCCAGUCCUUGUGGACUGGCAACUCUUAAAAUUACCAGUCCCCCAAAUUUUUGCCAGUCUCAACUUUCAACAAAUAAAAAAACGUAUGAAAAUUAUUUGGUUAUAUUUCUUCAGUGAAAAGAUGUCAUCUCUGAAGUAACUUAGUUAGAUCUAUAGGUCAUUCACACAAACUUCAGUCACAAUUUUCUCCCCUUUUUUGUAUUUCGAGACAAAGUAGCUACUAAUGGAUAUUUCACCUAGAAAUGGACAAGGGGAAACACUGAUGGUAACAGACAAGCUGACUUUGUUCGAAAAAUGUACUUAUAUGAAUAUAAAGUUUUGUUCAACAACAAAGAUUUAUAAGGUACUUUAUUUGCCGGUCCAAAGGGACUGGCAGUCACAUGAAUUACCGGUCCAAGCCUAAUUUUACCAGUAAAAAACUGGUUAUUACUGGUAAAUGGGAACGCUGAUUAGGGUGAGAAUUAAAAUCCUAAAAUUUCAACAUGGAAAACAGGGAAUCAUGAUUUUCACAUUUACAAAGUGCUCAAUUUAUGAUUGAAAUUAUCAUGUACUAAACACAGGGAGGAGAAUGAAUAUUUUCCUUUUCAGCUGAAACGUUGUUGCAUUGUAGUGUGGUCCGUAAUUUGGGGGCGUUUAUUGGGGAAUCCAUCAGAUUUUAACAAAUUUGAUGUCACUAAAAUUUGCGGACUCUUGUGGACCUGCAGAAGGUUCUCAGCCCUGUAAACAGUGUCAUAUUUCAUUUAAGGCAUAUGCAUGAGAAACAAUCGGCAACAUGGAUAUCAUAUUGUCAUGACAUUUCCUGAAAAUACUAUUGUACAGAUGUAUAUAAUAAAUCAUAAAUUUUUAAUAAACUGUGACGUCACUGUG